AUGUUUUUCCUUUUGUUGCUUGUGUGUGAUGCAACACAACUUCGAAUGUUGCACCUCAGUGAUGUCCACUACAACAACGCCUUCAACGUCGAUUACAAAAGUAGUUGGUGCCAAUCCCCGACGUUAACUCCAUUACUUGACAAUGAAAAUUACAAAUAUGGAAUGUACAAUUGUAACCCUCCUAUCGAUUUAAUAGACGCUUUAUUUGAACACGCCAAAGAAAAUGGGCCGUAUACACAUAUUAUACUUUCUGGUGAUGUGUGUUCUCAUGAAUUGAAUGACACCCUCUUCCAAGAAUGUAACACUAUAAUGCAACAGAAAUUGAGUGAAUACUUCGGUGACACGCCAAUCAUAUUUUCAAUGGGAAAUAACGACACUCCACUCCCAAAAAUUUCGAUUUGUGAUGAUCCAUAUUUCGAGUAUCUGAGUACCACAUACCCAACAUUUAUUCCCAACGAUCAAAUAGAUAAUUGGAAGAAAAUGGGGUCUUACGUUGUCACUGUUGGUAAUAAAACUUUUAUUAGUUUCAAUACUAAUUUAUUGACGUCUGCUGCUUCGAGUGACUGCGGGAUGUUAGACUGGAUGGAAAAUCAAUUACUCAAUUAUUCCAGUGAAAAUGUGAUAUUAGUCGGGCAUAUACCCCCCGGUGUGGCUUCCCAUAACGCCGCAGACCACUUCGACCAAACACAACAAACCAAGUUAUUUGAAAUCCUCAAACGUCACAAAGACAUGAUCAACUCGAUGCUUUUAGGGCAUGUCCAUCGUGAUGAAUUUCGAUUACUUCCAAGUGAAGACCCGAUAGUGAUGAGUGUAGGGAGUGGAGCAAGUCCUGUGUAUUCGAACAACCCUGGCUAUCGAAUUAUUCUGAGUGACUCUAAUAGGAAAGAAGGGUAUGAUGAUAUAAUAAGUUACACUUUUAACCUUGAGGCGGCUAAUAUAGCAAAAGCACCAGUGUGGAUGAAAGAAGCAAGUUUCAUCAAAGACUUUGAGGUCAAAGAUAUCUCUGUGGAACAACUAACUCUGGCAAGAAACAAAAUCUAUGACGAUCUCCUUCUGGGUUCGUUUUAUCGAUUCAGAACAGUCGGGUUUUAUGAUACAAAUAAGGCACAAAUCUUGUGCGCUAUUGAAGCAGAAUCAACGGAGAUGAUGCUUCAGUGCACAAAGGCUGAGAAAUGUAAGGGUCUUAAUUACUAG
Messenger RNA from Entamoeba invadens IP1, 1194 nucleotides. Its product is annotated as sphingomyelin phosphodiesterase, putative. Gene Ontology annotation, molecular function: hydrolase activity. The transcript is spliced from 2 exons. The record is from RefSeq and is a predicted model, not a curated record. NCBI's taxonomy places the organism in Eukaryota, Evosea, Mastigamoebida, Endamoebidae. The coding region runs from base 1 to 1194 and encodes 397 amino acids.